Messenger RNA from Mesorhabditis belari, 1680 nucleotides. NCBI's taxonomy places the organism in Eukaryota, Metazoa, Nematoda, Chromadorea, Rhabditida, Rhabditidae. The record is from the annotation of a GenBank genome assembly.
AUGUUUGGUAAAGACUAUGAUGAUGAACGAGAAGUAAGUGAUGAUUCAAAUGGGAACGAAUUGAAUCAACCGGAAUUUGCGUCCGAAAAUUUGGAGCAAGUCUACAAAAAAAGUGCGGAAAUUGGCGACAAAGAUGAAAAUAGCGAUGAUUCAGGAUUCAAUUUUGCAGCACAGGAUGCUGAAAUACUUGCAGAAAGAGAUAGUGCCCGUUCAAGUCUAAUAAAACAAGCCGACAAGAUGUUACAAGCGUCUAAAGAGAGAUUUCAACCUUUGGAUGUUGGAAAGAACGUAAGAAUUCCAAUUAAUCCGGUUGAUCGACCAAAAAUUGGCCACCGAAAUCUUUUGGGCGUUGUCACUGAAGCAAUCGAUGGGCUUUACACGAUUGGGACGGCGAAUGGGACUCUACCACAGAAGUUUUCAAGUGAGACGGACUUCCUUGUUAAUGCUGAUGUGCCGGAAUGUUCAACUUCCUUUCGUGCCGCCAUCGGUGAUUCUUCUAUUCACGGGAAACAAAGCCAUAAACAUUGCUUAUGUGCUGGAAAAUGCUCAUCCGAUCGAUUUUCCGGGUUUGAACCAAACUAUUUGGAGUUUUAUGAAUCUGAAAAAUACACAAAUUAUAUGGAGUUAGCUACAAAAUUGUAUGAUGAGUUGUUCACGAAGAGAAGUUACAAUAAAUAUUUGUCACCGGUUUAUGAAGAGCUGGGAAAUGAAACAGAAGCAGAGUCUCCACCACUCUCCGUCAACUUUGACCUCGAAUACUUCAAACUGUUCAAUUUGACUUGGUUAGAUCCAAGAUUAUCUUGGAAACCCGAAGAAUUUGGUGGAAUGCAAAAUUUAUAUGUGAAUGCGGAUAUCGCUUGGAUGCCUGACAAUCAAUUUGGGAACGUAAAAUCCUUGGACGACAUUAUGCCAGGUGCUGGGAAAGCGUUGAAGUUGUCUAGAAACGGGAGUGUGCAGAUGAUGAGCGUCUUCUUUGUGGAGAUAUCGUGUAUUAUACAGAUCAAAAAUUUCCCAUUUGACAAGCAAACCUGUUUCUUACCGAUAAUGUCCUUCUCUUACAAUAGCAACCUUGUUGUGACGAAUGGUUUCGUCAAUCCAAACACAGUCAAUCGUUUACUAAAUGAAUCGGGCAAUGGAGAAUGGCAAGUGAAGCAAAUUGGGCAACGAUCUUAUCCCUUUGGAAGGCAACAAAUUAUGGAAUUAGUAGUUGAGAUGAAACGGGUUCCAAACUACUAUGUGUAUGUGAUCGCUUUGCCUUGUUUCAUCAUCACUUUUCUGGCAAUUAUCGGCAUGUUCUGGACAAAGAAUUUUGAGUCGGAACAGUUGGAAAAGCUUGGCAUCGGACUGACAAGUUUGGUCUCAAUGACGGUACUGCUGGAAAUGCUUUCGAAUUCGAUUCCAAAAACGGCCGUGUUUCCUUUACUUGGAAUAUAUGUGGUUUGCUCUGUCGGAAUCAUUGCCAUUGCUUGUCUCUUGAUAAUGGUGAUUUCAAAAAAAGAUCCAUGCAAGAAAUCGGCACUAGAAAUGAAGAAAUUACUUGAAGCUGAGAAUUCCCUUUCAACGAGAGAACGACAGCUCAAAGCACUCAAGGAGAAACUAUUUCAAAAUCAUAUCCUCCUACAAGCGAUUCUCCAAGCACUUAAUUGUAUUGGUUUCAUCGUUUUUCUAUCGCAUUGGGAC